This is a messenger RNA of Syngnathoides biaculeatus (alligator pipefish), 909 nucleotides long. RefSeq lists its product as uncharacterized. Gene Ontology annotation, cellular component: plasma membrane. The record is from RefSeq and is a predicted model, not a curated record. NCBI's taxonomy places the organism in Eukaryota, Metazoa, Chordata, Actinopteri, Syngnathiformes, Syngnathidae. The coding region runs from base 1 to 909 and encodes 302 amino acids. The transcript has 6 exons.
AUGACCGCAGCUUACAGAGCUUUAGUUGAUGUUCAAAGUUUGUCCUGUACGCCCGUUCUGCCCCCACGUCGCGGCUCCUUCUACGUGGAGAGCGGCACCGGGGUGUCAGUGGGCAGCGUCUUGGCCUUCUGGUGCCGCGGAGGCUACCAGCUGGUGGGCAAUGACAAAAUCGACUGCAACGUCCGCAACGGGAAAGCGCAGUGGAGCAACUACCUGCCCGUUUGUGAGGCAAUCCCCAGGCCGGAGGACCGCGGGUUGAGAGUGGCCGUGUUGGCGUCGGUGGUGAGCGGCGUUGUCAUCCUCGCCAUGUCGCUCUCCUUCCUGGUCUGCUGCCUGCAGGAACAAUCCAGCAAGAAAAAAGCCAAAAAAGAAGAGGGGUGGGUGAGGAUGAGAGAAGGAAAGCGAUCAGCCCGUCGCAGCGAGCGAUGGUUGGACAGAGAAGACGGGGAGUGGGAGGGCUUCCCCCCUCCCAAGAUCUUCCACCUGUCCCAGAGGAUGAACCCCCGACUGGCACCGGACAGCCCGCUCUACCUGACCGGAGGCCUCGGCGGAUACGAGAACCGAGGAUAUCAGAGGAGUCAGGAAAGUCUUCUAAAGGCCGGCCCUCCUGGUCUCUACCGCUCCGAGUCCCAGCUCUACCCGCAAGUGGUCCUCCAGAGGGUCCUGCCCCCGACUGCCCCCUCGGCGCCAUCCGCACCCUCGGCCCCGCUCUACCUGCACCUCCCCACCUCGUCCUCUUCUUCCACGCCGGCCCACGCGACCGCCCACUCACAGGCGCACCUCAUGGGGCAGUACCCCACGCCUACGUACCCGCCCAAUCCGAACACGUCGGUGCCGCCGUUCCACCGACCCGUCCCGGCGCCCAUCUACCCCAACCCCAACCCGAGGCCGCAGCAGCCUUGGCAGUGA